Molecule: messenger RNA, 297 nt
Organism: Rotaria sp. Silwood1
Lineage: Eukaryota; Metazoa; Rotifera; Eurotatoria; Philodinida; Philodinidae
Source: the annotation of a GenBank genome assembly
AUGCAACAUUCAUGUUCACAUACAUGCCAACAUGUUGAUGAAACCAAUGUUGGCCAAUGGAAUUUAUAUACAAAAAUUGAUAAAUAUAAUUUACAAUGUUAUAAUGAAAAACAUGAUGAUUCAGGUAAAGAUGUAUUUCGAGCAUGGGAAGAACGUCUUGAUCGAUCAAAAGUAGUUGAAAGUGAUGAUGAACAAGAAUUACUUUUCAGUAUACCAUUUAAUGGUGCUGUGAAAAUAACUGGUCUAUGUGUUAUUAGUGAAAAUGGUCCAUCACAUCCGAAUACAGUUAAACUAUAG